Messenger RNA from Fibroporia radiculosa, 1272 nucleotides. RefSeq lists its product as uncharacterized. NCBI's taxonomy places the organism in Eukaryota, Fungi, Basidiomycota, Agaricomycetes, Polyporales, Fibroporiaceae. Gene Ontology annotation, cellular component: nucleus. The coding region runs from base 1 to 1272 and encodes 423 amino acids. The transcript has 3 exons. The record is from RefSeq and is a predicted model, not a curated record.
AUGUUUGGGAUCGAGGACUACGGCAGCGACAAUGACAGCGACGUGGAAACUCGGCCGACACCCUCAACAUCCAAGCAUAUUUUAUCUCCAAAGUCGUCUUCACUCCAUCUCCCGCCACCAACCAGCACGAAUUCAAAAUCUGCUGGCGGACUGUCUCUACCUCCUCCCAGGGCUAAGCGUCCCAAGAAGAUCACCAUAGGCUUACCAGAUCUCUCCCCUGAGGACGGCCAGACUAAUGGAGAUAAGAGUCCCCCUGCUAAGAAGCCACGUCUACAGUCUGGCGCACGUUCUUCGGCCCUGCUUUCUAUGCUUCCGGCCCCAAAGAACAAGGCAGUCCCAGUCGUUAUACCAGAGAGAGUACUUGGCGGUGGUCGCGGACCUGGCCUCGUUUUCAAUACUGCAUCGGGUAGGUCUACGCGAUCAACGACUGUUGAAGACGCGGAAGAUGAUGGGGAGGAACAGGCGGGUGUAGCCUUAGAUAACUCCAAGCCAUCCAUUUCCUUCCUACCGCCCUCUUUGGCGAAAGGAAAAGCGAAUGUAUCCGUGGAAGAACAGAAUGAGCGGCCUACCCGUAUCAUACCUAGUGCGACACCGGCCCUAGAUUUCUUCUCGUUAGGUUCUUCCAGCUCAGCGACCGUCUUGCCCUCGGCUGGCACACCAGCUACUUCCCUGCAGGUGCGACUUCCGGCGCCUCCGGUUGCGUCCUCGUCUGCAUCUACAACGACUGUCCUUCCGGGGAUAUCGUCAGCUCCGAAGGUAGACGACUUUGUACCCCCCGACCCAACUCCACAAGACCCGUAUCCGGGCUACUAUCUUCUGCCCUCAGGCAGCUGGGCUGCAUACGAUCCCGAAUACUACCACAAGUUUUACGACAAAUGGAAACGCGAGUAUGAUGCGCAUGUGCGCGCACUGGAAAAGGGUACCGCCAAGGGCUUCGAGGCGGUGGACACGGAGGGCGCGCAGGAAUUCAAUGCUCUCAGAGAGAUGGAGAAAGCAAAGAUAGAAAUUCAGGAGAGGGAAGAGAGGAAGGCAUUAACCACUGCCGGUGCGGACGUAUCCGCCGCGCCGAAGAUGAACGUCAAGGGAGCAGCAUUAGGUGGCCGAGCCCGGACACGGCAUCAGCUUGCCACUUUACUCACAGAAGCCUAUCAGAAUCGAGAGUCGCUGGAGGAAAAGAUUGCUCAGGGUCGGAGGAAUAGAAAGGAAGCGGGUAAUAAAUAUGGUGAGGCUCGCAUGUUCACCUGCGUAGCUAUUUUCUUACGCAAGUCAUAG